This is a messenger RNA of Dimorphilus gyrociliatus, 2704 nucleotides long. The record is from the annotation of a GenBank genome assembly. NCBI's taxonomy places the organism in Eukaryota, Metazoa, Annelida, Polychaeta, Dinophilidae.
CAAAAAGUGUCUUAUCAACCUAACGACACGUUAAACUUCAAUUAACUUUAACUUUUGAUUUUUUUGGUAAGUAAGUUUAACAAUUUCAUCUAUCAAAUCAAACCAAUGGUUUCUUUAAAUAUUAAUACUGCAAUUGCAAGUGAUAAACUGCAAUAAUUUGUUAGAAUAAUAGUUAAAUGAUUCAAAAAGUCUAUAAAUUUAAUAAGGUGAUGACUGGAUCAACAUCCCCAGAUGGUAAGGUCUCGGAGACAGAGAGCAGUUGUCCUCCUCUGGCAACUGGACGACUAACAGCAGUUAGAAGCUGUGAUCCACCAAAAGGAUGGUCUGUUAACGAUUAUACAAAUUAUGAAGGAAUAGAAACUGAAACUGUCCUGGUAAAGGACGUCAUCUUAAAUGUACACAAAAACACGCUUGAUCAUAAAACACACAAUUACGAAUUAACUUGGGCAAUUAAAUGGGAAAAUGGUACUUCGGAUCCCGCAACUCUUAUUGUUAGAAGAGGCCAAUCAUUCGAUAUUAGCGUCGAAUUUAAUAGACCCCUAACCGAAGAAGAUGAAGCAGCCGUCGUUCUCGAAAUUGGAGAUGCUCCUAGAUACAGUAAAGGGACGUCUGUACCAAUGUCUUUUAAUCUUGGAAUGAGACGGUGUAAAUGGGGUGUUGAUGUCCUAUCAACGGACGGAAAUAUCGUCAAUUUACGAUUAAACUCCCCUCCUGAUUGUGUAAUAGGAUCGUGGAAUCUAAAAAUAGACACGCUAAGAUUGAAUGAAGAAUUAAAGUCUGUUUACAGUUAUAAGCACAAAGUUCAUAUAAUUAUCAUAGGAAAUCCCUUCUGUCAGUAUGAUAGCUUAUAUUUGGAUAACGAAAUGGAGAGGGAAGAGCACCUUCUCUCAGAGACUGGUGGAAUCCUAACCGGAAGUGAAUUUCAACCCGGUAUAAGACCGUGGAAAUUUUCUCAGUAUGAAACUCCAGUUCUCACUUCGGCCCUAAAAUUAUUGGAAACGGUUGACAUCAACUCAAGAGGUGAUGUCAUCGCCAUCUGUAGAGCUUUAACACCUUUAAUAUGCGAAAGGGUAGUCGAAACAAGAUUCGACGGUAAAUACCAAGGAAGCACAGCCCCAACUGCAUGGCUAAGUACCAUUUCUAUACUGGAAAAAUGGCUUGAGAAAGAAGAAAAAGUUCGCUAUGCCCAGUGCUCUGUAGUUUCGGCCGUUUUAUCUUCUAUAUUCAAAUCAUUAGGUAUUGUUACAAGAUUAGUAACAGGAUUCUCAGUAGCUCAUGAUCUUGAUUCCUACAAAACAUUGGAUUUUCAUUGGGAUGAGAAAGGUUCUGCCAUGUCAAAUUUGGAUAGUGACUUUAUAUGGUCAUAUAGAGUCUGGCUGGAGUGUUAUUUUGCCAGAAGAGAUUUACCAAAAGGAAUGGGUGGAUGGCAGAUGGUCGAUCCUCUACCCAGGCAUAUGUCAAUAAGCACUGGAUAUGCUGGGCCUAUAUCAGUUUGUGCCCUAAAAAAAGGUUUAGCUUACGCCCCAUUUGGAACAGAUUGCGCAUUUGGUAGUCUUAAUGCUGAUGUUGUUCAUUGGUUAAGAAGACAGGAUGGAGGAUGGAUGAAAAGGGUUGAAAAAGACACCCUAGCAAAUAGUAUUGGAAUUUGCCAGAGAAAUCCUAAAGGAGUAACUGUGUUGGAUAAGACACAUAAACAUGUUCUCCCUCUCCAAGUGGAUAUCAGUGCUAACUAUAAAUUCUCUAUAGGAAGCGAAGAGAAGAGAGCGUCAGUUCGAUCUGCAAAUUUGCCUUGCGCUCGCACGCAAUUGGAUAUGUCGAGUGUUAACGAAAUAGAAGAUGUAAAAAUUGAAGCAUCUGUUCCAGAAGAUCUUAUUGCCGGAGCCCCGUUCGACGUAACCAUUACAGUACAAAAUUGUAGUAGGUCUGUAAGGAACGUAACCUUGACAAUCGCGGUCCUUAGCGUCUACUAUACGGGUAUAAGGAAAGCGGUAAAUAAGCAGAGAGUGUACGACAUAGAAUUACCAGCCAUCAAAGCUGAAACUCUUACCUUACAUCUAACAUAUGAAGACUAUAUAUAUACGCUGACAGAUCAUCUUUGUUUUGACGUUGCAGUAAGAGCAAGUGUACAACAAACUGGACAACAAUAUGCACAUGUCCAAAGAGGAAGAUUAAAGAGCCCUGAAUUGUCAAUUAAAAUACCUCCACUCGUAAGAGUAGGCGUACCAUGCAACCUAUCAAUAGAACUAGAGAAUACUUUGCCGGUAGCCUUGACCCAAUGCGAAUGGAGAGUAGAAGGACCAGGAGGACUAAUAGAAAUCAUAUCUUGCAGAGAUGUUGAAUCGUACGAAAGAGUUAGUACAACUGUAAAUAUGGUGCCUGUUCAUAGCGGGGUAAAAUCAUUACUGGCAUCCUUCCAUUCUGCACAACUAACCGGAGUCACUGGAAUUGCUGAUGUCAAAAUACAAGCAUAACUUUAAAUUUACAAACAAACUAUAUAUAUAUAUAUAUAUAUAUUAUAGAUAUACAGUUUUUUUUUUUCAAAUUCUCUAUAAAAUUAACUAUUAAACUCAUUAAAACUUCAGUUUUAUUCAUAAAAUCCAAGAAAGUAUGAAGCAGGUUUUAUUUAAUAAAGGAAACUUGUAACAAGUAAUUAAUAGAAAAAAUUUUAAAAGGUUUUCUCCUUUCUUUCCAUUCUUCUUCUUCG